This is a messenger RNA of Oncorhynchus kisutch (coho salmon), 3306 nucleotides long. RefSeq names its product choline transporter-like protein 2. NCBI's taxonomy places the organism in Eukaryota, Metazoa, Chordata, Actinopteri, Salmoniformes, Salmonidae. The record is from RefSeq and is a predicted model, not a curated record. Gene Ontology annotation, molecular function: transmembrane transporter activity. The coding region runs from base 202 to 2580 and encodes 792 amino acids. Gene Ontology annotation, cellular component: membrane. The transcript is spliced from 23 exons. Gene Ontology annotation, biological process: transmembrane transport.
UGGGUGGGACUCUGAGGAACAGGGGUGUGCUCAGAGCUGUUGCAGACAGGUUGGACAAGUUUCUUCCCACAAUACCUGUCUCUCUCACGUUCUUAAACACACCAGUUGGCAGGAAAAGGAAGUGAAGCAAAAAAGGGCUGAAGAAAAAGAGGGAGAGUGUUCUGGUCCUUUAUAAGCUGACUACCAGAAAGAAAUUUAAAGAUGCCUGAGGAGCAACCCUAUUACGGAAAGCAUGAUCACAGGAGGCUGCUGAGGGGAGGACGUUUCAUAAUAAUGGCUGAAUGGAGCAAAUUAAUGGCAUCAAACGCAUGGAAACCAUGUUUGAUGUAUUUGAUACCAUUCCGCUCCAGCCCAUCCUCUCCAAUUAAGGUGUCACCAACCACCUGUGAUGUAGAUGGCUACCUCAAUUACCUCGUACCCCUGCACAUCAACUGUGGUGAACCAAGAAAGUAUGACCCCACCUUCAAAGGCCCCAUCUAUAACAGGGGCUGCACUGACAUUGUAUGCUGCAUCCUCUUCAUUAUUUGCAUACUGGGCUAUGUUGCAGUGGGAAUUCUGGCCUGGUCCCAGGGAGACCCCAGGAAGGUGAUCUACCCCACAGACAGCAGAGGACAGUUCUGUGGGCAGGCAGGCACACCUCUGGAGACGAAGCCCCUGCUGUUCUACUUCAACAUCAUGAAGUGUGCCAGUCCCAUGGUGCUGCUGGAGUUCCAGUGCCCAACCACACAGAUGUGUGUGGAGAAAUGCCCUGAUAAGUUCCUGACGCUCCUGAAGGCCUACACCAAUAAAGAGGAUUUUAAGUAUUAUAAGAACUUCUGCAAGGAGGGUCUAGAAGGGCUGACUGUAACACAGAUCCUGAGUUCUGGCCUGUGUCCUGCCAUGCUGACUCCAAGUAAACCCUUCACCCGCAGGUGCUUCCCUGCCCUGGACCAGAAGAAGGGAGGGGAGAUCACCGUGGGAAAUAACUCUAAGUUUGAUGACGGGGAGGGGAACAUUAGAGAUGCCAAAGAUCUGGUGGCGGGGGUCAAGAAUGCCACAGUGGUCAUUGAGGCUCGACAAGUGGUCAUGAAGAUCUUUGAGGAUUACACCCAGUCCUGGUACUGGAUCCUAAUAGGGUUGGUGAUUGCCAUGCUCAUCAGUCUCCUUUUCAUCGUCCUCCUGCGCUUCCUGGCCGGGAUCAUGGUGUGGGUCAUGAUCGUCAUGGUGAUUCUGGUCAUUGGAUACGGCAUCUUCCACUGCUCCAUGGAGUAUGUUAGCCUGAAGUCAGAGGCAGGCUCUAAUGUCACUCUAAAGGACCUGGGCUUCCAGACAGACUUCUCUGUGUACCUGCAUAUCAGACAGACCUGGCUGGCCUUCAUUAUUAUUCUGGCCAUUGUGGAGGUUGUCAUCAUUUUGCUGCUCAUCUUCCUCAGGAAUAGAAUCCUCAUCGCUAUCGCCCUCAUCAAAGAAGCCAGCAGGGCCAUUGGGUAUGUGAUGUCAGCCCUGUUUUACCCCUUGUUCACCUUUGCCCUCCUAUCCAUUGUCAUCGCCUACUGGGCUGUCACCGCUGUGUUCCUGUCCACCUCCAAUCAGCCCAUCUAUAAGGUGUUCAAUGAGACAGCCUGCGAUCACUCCAGGAAAAUCUGCGAGCCAGCUAACUUCAGCACCUCCAGUAUGAAGGCAGAGUGCCCAGACUCCAAGUGUCUGUUUGCCUUCUAUGGUGGAGAGACUGUCUACCACAAGUACCUGAUUGGCCUGCAGUUCUACAACGUCUUCCUGUUCUUCUGGUGUGCCAACUUUGUGACAGCGCUGGGUCAGAUGACCCUGGCUGGGGCCUUUGCCUCCUACUACUGGGCCUUCGUCAAGCCUGACGACAUGCCUGCCUUCCCCAUCUUCUCAUCCCUUGGCAGAUCACUCAGGUAUCACACAGGUUCCCUGGCGUUUGGCUCUCUCAUCCUCUCCAUCAUCCAGAUCAUCAGGGUUCUGCUGGAGUACAUCGACCACAAGCUCCAAGGAACCCAAAACAAGUGCACAAAGUUCCUUCUGUGCUGUCUCAAGUGCUGCUUCUGGUGCCUGGAGAAAUUCAUCAAAUUCAUCAAUAGAAAUGCCUAUAUUAUGGUGGCGAUAUAUGGCAAGAACUUCUGCACGUCUGCCAAAGAUGCCUUCUUCCUUCUCAUGAGGAACAUGAUCAGGGUAGCCGUCCUGGACAAGGUGACAGACUUUCUGUUGUUCCUGGGCAAACUCCUCAUCGUGGGGCUUGUGGGAAUCUUUGCGUUCUUCUUCUUCUCUGGGAGGGUGAAGGCCUUUGAGAACACAGCGCCCAACCUCCACUACUACUGGGUUCCCAUCCUGACAGUGGUGGUUGGUUCCUACCUUAUUGCCCACGGCUUCUUCAGUGUGUACGCCAUGUGUGUGGACACACUCUUCCUCUGCUUCUGCGAAGACCUGGAGAGAAAUGAUGGCUCUCUGGCAAGACCGUAUUACAUGUCAGCUUCGCUCCAUGACAUUCUGUCGGAGAACAAGGCUGUGGAGGAGACCGAGGAGCCAACCCAGUCCUCGCCACAUCAGCCAGAUGACCAAGAUGUCCAGAUGAAACAAUAGCAGCCUCUGAUGCAGCAGAAAGACCAGGACGUUUAGGAGUAGUCAUAGCAAAGACACUGGACGAGAUCUCCACCUGCAGAUCUGUCUUGUAGAAAUGGGCAUGCUACUCAUGAUUGGUAGAUUGAUAUGAAAGCCUGAAUUUGAACAAGUCAACUGCUUCACCAGUAUGUAUGUGCUCUUAAUGGUUGGAGUUCAAACCAUAAACAAUGCUAGGGAUUCCACAGAUGUUUUAGUGAACAUGUUGCAGUUCUGACAUUGUUGCUAGAAGGGAAACCCUGUCGGCCAUAGGAAACAAUGUGCCUAAUUGACUAUCCGUUUCGGUCUGAUGUAUUGAACCUCUUACCUAUCACAUUGUUUACAGUUAAAGCAUUCAAAAGAUCUCUGCAAUGCUUCCAUCAUUAGUAUUACUGUUAUCAGUGCAUUAUUAAAAUGUUGAUAUUUUCAAUGAUCUAUAAAAGCCAUAUGUAGUUUUGUAUAUACUGAAAUGCAUUUCUUAGUUCCGCUUGUGAGGGAAGCGUUCCAUUUUGUUCUGUAAAGCAAUCGCAAUCAGAUCCCUUAUUGCCUUGAAAUGCUUGCCUGUCAGCAAGGUCUGUUUGAUGCAAUGCCCUGGAGACUUCUAGGAUCUAUGAGCAUUAACUGAAUGCAGUAUCUCCUUUCUCUCGCUCGUGCUAUUGUGCAUGUUGGUAGUAUGUCUGCUAGUGAUUAAAGCUGCCAGUCUUUCUGUUA